Messenger RNA from Didymodactylos carnosus, 4379 nucleotides. The record is from the annotation of a GenBank genome assembly. NCBI's taxonomy places the organism in Eukaryota, Metazoa, Rotifera, Eurotatoria, Philodinida, Philodinidae.
AGCUCGAAUCUGGUUAAACCCUCAAUAUCUUGAUAGUGCAGAAACGUCUAAAAUAUCGUCACAAAAAGUUUCUGGUUUUCCUCACAGUAUCGUUCAUAUCGAAGUUUAUCUUCCACUACUAAAUGCGCCUCAACUAUUAAAAAUCGAAACCAUUGAUCCUAACCCAAAAAUGAUAGACAAAAUUAAUAUUGAGCUUGACUGGAACUAUUUCAAUGAUGCAGUUCAUCUACUAGAAGAAUAUUCAAACAUAUAUUUGUAUUCAUUCAAUCGUUUUUAUCAACAUGAUAAUAGACUAACUUCAACAAAAUUAGAUGCGACAACAUUCUACUUAUCAUUCAUCGAUUACAGUCGAUUGCUGUUAGAAUAUUUAGAUCAGAGAUUAAUCACUGCCGCGCCAGAUUUUACCGAAUACAUAUAUGAUUAUAUCAUUGAUAAAAUUCAACAAUUUCAAUUCUAUUAUCAAGAACCAUUAGUAUUUCAUUCAUACAUAGCUCUAUUAGUUCAACUAACAAAUCGUCCACAAAUGAUAACUUACGAAAGUUAUCACAUGAUGAGACAUUUUGUGAGAUUUAUAAUGUCUUAUAGUUUCGCUAAGACAUCUAAAGCAUUUCUUGACAAACUUUUGCAAUUAUAUAUAAAUCUGAGAGUGUACAUUGGAAUGACAAUGCCUCAACCAGAAGCCACUGAUGGAUGGAGUAUCAUAGAGUUUAGUCAACAAAUAAACGAGAUGAUUCAAUUUCUUCAUGAUACGUAUUUGUUGAAUAAUAUUUCAAAUGUAGCAAAAACUAAUAAGAUUAAUAUUGAUUUUGUAGUCAGUUUUAUCUAUCCAUUCACUACAGAUCGUUGGACUCUCAUUCUUCAUCCAGCUAUGAACAACGGACUCAUCAGCAGUCCUCACAAACGUAGGUAUUAAGGCAGAUAUGACAAUUCAUUGAUCAUUCAUCAUUUUAGGUGGCAUAACGAACGGUCUCGGUGUAUUGUAUUUAACUCAAGAAUGGAUACCAAUUCGAUAUGUAUUCGACUCCGAUAUCUAUGUGACCUAUGUUGUUGGUCAAAUGCUGAUAUUUCUGUCGUUUAUUAACAGUUCAAUACCCACUCUUGUUCGAUAUUCGCUUAAUCAAUCCUAUUUGAAUAAAUCAACUAUGAAAAAUUCACAUUUAUAUCAGAUCCGCUUAGCUCAUUUACGUAAAAAUCUUUAUCGUCACACGUUUUCUUUUCGACUCAACACAACACGUUUAGGAAAAUAUUUGACAUUCGUGUUUGACAAUUUGCCAAAUUCCUAUUACAUAUUCACGACAUAUAUUAGAUAUAAUCAAAGUUGUUUAAAUACAGGAAUAAUCAAUCGAACACAGUUAUUAUCAUAUCAUUUUAAUGCUGAUCUAAACUAUUUAAAUGAUUUUGUUCAUUCUAUACCGAUUCAGCCUAAUAGUGUUGUCUGCUCAACAAUUCAAAUAACAUCAAAACAAAAUCUACCUAAAAGUCAAAAAAGUCGAAUAGGUCACUUAAUGGUUAUUGAAACAGCAUGUUAUUCAUUUACAAAUUUAACUGGACGAGAAUAUUAUAAUUCACUUAAAAAUGAUAUUUGCCAAUUACAUAAUGUCGAUAAUCAAGAUGUAACACUACCAUCAAAUGGUCCUUAUUUAGAGUGUUAUUGUUCUUCAUUCAUGAAUUAUUUUCUCUUAACAGAUUUAAAACAGCUCGAUAUACAAUUUGAAUUGAGCGAACAAGUAUGGCACUAUUUUCUUUUGUACGUAAUCAUAUUAGUGACUAUUUAUUUGUUACUCUCAAUAUACGCUAUUCGAGCCGAUGUUCACGAACAUUAUCGGCCACUAGUAAAAUUCAUUAAUGAUAACCAAAUGCCAACUGUUAGUAGAUAUUUGUUUCAAUUAACAAUAUUCACUGGUUUGCAACGAGCAGCAUCAUCGAAUUUAAAAAUAUUUGUUCGAAUUAUGGGAAAAAAACAAAAUGAUUCACCGCAUUGUUUAAAUACAGACAAUAAUGAAGCAUUUCAACGUGGCAGUUGUAAUCAAUUUCUUUUAACAUCCUUCAUUGAUCUAGGCAUAAAAUCACUUAUUCUAUUUCUACAUUCAUGCUUCUAUGCUGCUGCAUCGUGCACAGCCGAUUUAGACAAUUAUUAUGUCGAUAUUGAACAAUUUGAAUUCGUGCAUAAAUUCGACUUAAAACAUCGUCUAUCAAUCAGCAGUAUCGCCGAAGAAGAACAACGAACAAACGCAUUCAAACCGGACCAUGAAAUUUUAGGAGAAAAGAGAAAAAAUGCAACUUCGACAAAUGACGAUAUUAUAGAAAAUAAAAAUGUUAAUUGUAUUUAUCCAGCAUUAAGGAUCCAUUCGAGAAAUUUGAACCAUUUUAAAAGUCAACGUAGUCUGAAACAUAAUGUUUUCGCUGAUAGAAUCAGCACUUUUUUGACAUUACAACCUAAUUGUGAGAAGAGAAAGGCUCAUUUGGAUACUCAGUUGAAAUCUGCUAACAGUUCACAUGUAACAGUAUUUAAUGCAACAUUUUUACGUCGUACAGAUGAAACUGCAUUUAGAGCAAAUUGUGUCGAAAUACCAACAACGCCUUUAAUUGAUAUAAAACAUGAAACAUUAAGUGGUGUUAUGCGUUUAUCUCGAGAUAUAACCUUAACAGAACCACAAAUACAAGAAAGAAUUCGAGAACGUAUAGUAGAAGGUUCAAUUAUACGUGCAAUGAGAGAUGUGCUCGGUUAUAUUGUUUUUCUGGUUAUCAUUAUUUUAGUUUUCAACGAAACAUCCCAGAAUAUUAAAACACGUUUAGCAAUGCGAGAAUAUACAUUUCAAUUAUUAUUACGUGAAAAUAUAUUUCAACGAAUUGUAAACAUACCGGACACCAUGGAUUGGCUUCGAUUAUUUAUCGAACAUCGUUUAUUUCUUAAACCUGUAGAUUAUUCAUGCAUAAAAGAUAAUUGUAAUUAUAUCAGAAUACCUGAUUCACCAUUGUAUUUAUCAAAAAGUAUUCGUAUUCGUCAAAUCCGAGCUGAAAGAGGCAAAUGUCAUUCAAAAAUAAUUAAAAUUUUUCGAAAUUACAAUCAAUCAUGUUAUAUUGGAUCAAAAAAUAUCAUAUCUAAAAAACAUUUAGUUAUUUCAGGUAUAAGAAAUUGUACCGGAUGGAAUUUAUCUAAUUCAUGUAAUGAAAAGUGUCCAUUAAGUAAUGCAUUUAGUGCUGUUUCAUAUGAACACAUAAGAUCAAAAUUAUAUUCAACAUAUGAAUCACCAUAUUAUUUUAUAUUCUAUUUGUUAUCAAAAGAAACAGUGAUGAGUUGUAACAGAAAAAAAAAAUAUUAUAAUUUAAAAAAGUCAAAUUGGCUUGAUGAAAAAACAGUAGUAUUAAUAAUUGAAGGUAACUUAUAUUCACCACAAACAAUGGCAACGAUUUCAUUUGUAUUAACAAUGGAUAAAAAUUUAUUUGGCACAAUAUCGACAAAUAUUCUUAUCGAUGUUAGUGAUUAUUCUUUGAUAAAUAACUAUGUUUUAGAUCAAAACAAUAAAUCAAUUAGUACAAGAGGAAUAAGAAUGCCUAAGAAAAUAGUUAAAACUGAUUUAACAAGACAAUCUGUCUUAAUACAUUAUUUAUUUUUGGUACUGUUAGUCGUCAUAUUUAUUGUAAAAUUAUUUGAUUUAGCAAAAUACACUCGAACAUUUGGUUUUAUUGGUUUUGUCACAUUUUUAAGAUCCAUUUCGAACAUAAUCGAUAUGUUCCUAUUAUUAUUAUGUUGUUACUAUUUUCUAUUUUUUUAUCUUGAUUAUGAAGUAUUACAAAUGAAUAAUAUUUUACAAACACUCGAUAUAAAACGUUUAUUCAUUAGUUUUCGUGUAUUAAUUAUUAAUAAUAUAAUUGUCAAUAAUCUUAUCGGUGGUAUAUGUUUAGUAGCCAUGUUUAAAUUAUUAAAUUUAUUAAAAUUUAAUCCUAAAACAUUUUUAAUAGCUGAAACAGUGAGAAAAUCUGCAUUAGGUUUUUGUAUUAUUCUGUUACUUGUAUUUAUAAAUUAUUUUGUAUUUGCUGUUAUUGCUCAUCUUCUAUUUCCUACAGAAGAGAAUUUUCAGACCAUUUUUGUCGCAUUUCGUGUUGUUCUCGUAUCGAGUGUCAGAGAUUCGAGUACACAAAGUUAUAAUUCAAUAUCAAUCGUUCGAGCACUAUGGCAAUUUUUAUUGUGGCUUAUAGCAGCUAAACUAAUUGAAAAUUUUCUUGUCUCAUUCGUUAUUCAAGAAUUUGCAUUUGUGAGAAAAAAUCAUCAAUCAACAGAUGAAGAACGAGUGGUAGAAAGAUUAUUUUCAACAUUGAUGACCUAUUUUGCUAUUAGAAAACCUAAAAAAGUAACAUAUUCGAAAGUUUUAGAUUGA